Molecule: messenger RNA, 3468 nt
Organism: Amborella trichopoda
Lineage: Eukaryota; Viridiplantae; Streptophyta; Magnoliopsida; Amborellales; Amborellaceae
Gene: NIK3
Product: NSP-interacting kinase 3
Biological process (GO): protein phosphorylation
Molecular function (GO): protein binding; ATP binding; protein kinase activity
Source: RefSeq, a predicted model, not a curated record
AAAAUUUACCUGCCUUUCCAUCCCUCUCUCAUCACUUUUGUUCUCUCUGAUCAUCCCUGUCUUUCAGUCCAAUCAAAUGGAAAAAACCCACUUUUUCUUAAUUUAAAAUCUCCAUUUUACAUCUGUAUCUGUGUCUUCUUUGGCCUUUUUCCUUGGCGUAUAUGUACCUUGUUCUGUAUUUUUUUUGGUAAAGUGAAUGCUGGAAUGUGGAAUCAAAGAACAAAUUAAAGAGAAAGAGGUGGCUUAGAGAGAGAGACACAUUCAUUCUAGAGAGAGAGGGAUCAAAUUUAUGAGUGAUUCGGGAGGGAGACACAUUCUAGAGAGAGAAAAGGAGGUAGAGAGAGAGUGUGUUCUGAGCUCUACGAUUCAACUUCAGUUUUUGAAUGGGUGAGAGAGAGAGACAAAGGAACAUUCCCAUAUGGAAAAUGCGGGGAUUGGGUUGAUUGCUCCACAAGAAACAGAGGAAGAGAAAGGAUUGAGUAGGCAUUGUUCAGUGUUAUAGCUAGUUCAGAAUGUUUGGUUUUCAGCAUAGUGUUGUUUUGGAGGAAUUUAGUUGAAAUUUGAUGGCACACAUAUAACCCAAAUUCUAGUUUGGAAAAACCGGAUUUUUCUUUUGAUUCCUUGAUUGGUUUUCCAAUAGGGGCUUGAGCCUCGGAGAAGAUAUGGGUUUUAUGAAGUUCUCUGGUUUCUGGUGCUUGUAAUGGUGAUUUUACAACGAAAACACUUGUGUAUUGGAGUAAAGCACAGUUACUUUCUUUUGAUCGAGAGGAUUUUUCAUGGUUGAGAUAGAAUUUCAGUGAAGUUUUAGUUUCUGUUUUCUUUUAUGGUCAGUUUUGGAUAUGGAAAACCAGGUUUCAUUGAUUGUCACUGAAGUCUUCUAUGGCGAUUUGAACUGUUUUUUCUGAGAGUUUAGGUGAAAUGCUGAUAGGGUUUUGUUCGUUCGCUGUAAUGGCGGUUUCCGUAUUGGAGAAGCCCGAGCACCUUGCUUCUUAGAGAAUCUCCAUGGUGGGUUUUGUCCUCGAGAGAGAAAAUGGAAGAAUAAUCCGGCUUCUGUUUCUAUCCAUGGUGAUGGUGGUUUUCUACUGGAAAAACCAGAGCUCUUUACUCACUCCAGAGUUCUUUCAUAGUGACUUAAGCGGAUUUUCUUAGCUAGAGAAGGCUGAAUUCUACAUUGGUUUUCCCCAUUGAUUGUUGCAGAGUGGAAUAAGCACUCUCUUGGGCCUGUUGGAUAGGUCUGUGAUGUUGGAUUAAGCAUUUUCUCUUUAGAGAGAGGGUGGAAAUCUCUAAUGGAGGUUUCAGUUUCUACUUCUGCUUAUAGUGGUUUUUAGGGCCGAUCUGGUCUUUGAAGCUUUGUUGGUGGACAUUUGGGUUCUAAGUUCUGGGGUUUGGGAUAGAAGCUAGUAUGGAAGUGAGGGCUUUCCUUUAUUGGCAACUUUUGAGCCUGGUAUUGGCAUUGUUGGGUGAUUCAUCUUUUGCCACUCUCUCACCUUCUGGUAUAAAUUAUGAAGUUGUGGCUUUGAUGGCUAUUAAGAAUGAUCUGGUUGACCCACACAAUGUUUUGGAGAACUGGGAUAUGAACUCGGUUGACCCUUGUAGCUGGAGAAUGGUUACCUGCUCAGCUGAUGGUUAUGUUUCUUCUCUGGGAAUGCCAAGUCAGAAUUUAUCUGGGACCUUAUCUCCUGGAAUUGGAAACCUCAGUAAUCUGCAGAAUGUGUUACUGCAAAGUAAUGCGAUCAUGGGACCUAUUCCUUCCGAGAUUGUGAGGCUCCAAAAGCUUCAGGCCCUUGACCUCUCAAACAAUCGAUUCAGUGGGGCAAUACCCAGUUCAUUGGGGGACCUGAAGAACCUCAACUACCUGCGACUGAAUAACAAUAGCCUCUCUGGACCAUGCCCUGAUUCUUUGUCACGUAUCAAAGGCCUCACUCUCUUAGAUUUAUCAUAUAACAAUCUCAGUGGUUCUCUUCCCAGGAUGUCUGCGAGAACAUUCAAUAUUGUUGGGAACCCAUUAAUCUGUGGGCAGGAUUCAGCAGCGAACUGUUCAUCAAUUUCUCCUGAACCACUUCCAUUUCCUCCAGAACUUACAAAAGCUCAUUCCCAGUCUGAAGGAUCAAAAAUCCGAAGAGUGGUUAUUCCCCUUGGUGCAAGCCUUGCUUCCUUCUCUUUUCUCAUCCUAGUCAUCAUAUCGAUCCUUUGGUGGCGUCGAAGACACAACCAACAAGUAUUCUUUGAUGUUAAUGAGCAAUACGAUCCUGAAGUUUGCCUGGGUCAUCUGAAGAGAUACUCAGUUAAGGAGCUUAGAAUUGCCACUGAUGAUUUCAACAAGAAGAACAUAUUGGGGACUGGUGGGUUUGGGAUCGUGUAUAAGGGUUGCUUGCGUGAUGGCACGCUCGUGGCCGUAAAGAGACUCAAGGACGCGAAUGCUAUCGGGGGUGAGAGACAAUUCCAGACAGAGGUGGAGAUGAUAAGCCUUGCUGUGCACCGUAACCUGCUUCGCCUGUGGGGCUUCUGCAGCACGGAUACUGAGAGACUCCUUGUCUAUCCUUACAUGCCCAAUGGAAGUGUCGCUUCAAGACUUCGAGAUCACAUCCACAGCAAACCUGCGCUUGAUUGGGCAACGAGGAAGCGCAUCGCUCUAGGAACUGCUCGGGGGCUCCUCUACUUGCACGAGCAGUGUGACCCAAAGAUUAUCCACCGAGAUGUCAAGGCUGCCAACAUCCUAUUAGAUGAGGAUUUUGAGGCUGUGGUGGGAGAUUUUGGCCUUGCAAAGCUUCUGGACCACCAUGAUUCUCAUGUGACCACUGCUGUGAGGGGCACUGUUGGGCAUAUUGCACCCGAGUACCUCUCCACCGGGCAAUCCUCUGAGAAGACCGAUGUUUUUGGAUUUGGGAUUUUGCUUCUCGAAUUGAUCACUGGGCAGAAGGCUGUUGAUUUUGGGCGACUGGCCAAUCAGAAAGGCGUGAUGCUUGACUGGGUCAAGAAGCUCCACCAAGAAAAAAAGCUGAACCUGAUGGUUGACAAGGACCUCAAGAACAACUUUGACCGGGUAGAACUUGAAGAGAUGGUGCGUGUGGCCCUCCUAUGCACACAGUUCCACCCUGCUUGCCGCCCAAAGAUGUCAGAGGUAGUGCGCAUGUUAGAGGGGGAUGGCCUCGCUGAGAAAUGGGAGGCUUCUCAGCAAAAGGUGGAGACCCCAAGGUUUCGAGGCUCAGAAUUUUUUCCAAGAAAAUACUCAGAUCUCAUAGAGGAGUCUUCUCUAGUUGUGGAGGCUAUGGAAUUGUCGGGUCCUCGUUAGAAUGUGAAGAUUGAAUUCCUUGUAUGUUAUCAUUGCCCAUUUUUAGUUGUAUUCUUUCUCUCUCUGUAUAUUUAUGUAGCAUAUUGGCUUUGUUGUUUGUUUUCUGUGAGGUAUGGUUGUGAGGCUUGGAUGAAAAGCUCUUUGUAUUUAAUGAGAAGAAAUUUUGCAUUACCCUA